AUGCCAAUGUCUAGCUUGAAAAAAGUAGUUUACCUCGUUUCUCUGGUCGUGUUGGCCAUGUUACAUUCCUCAUUUAAUGCUGCUUCUCUUUUUGUGACUGAAGAGACAGAGGCAGAUGCUCUUCUCAAUUGGAAAGCCAGUCUUCAAAAUGAAACCCAAUCACACCUGACUUCGUGGACUCUCCUGCACAAUGCAACCAAUUCUUCCAGCAAUCAAAAUACAAGCUCAAUCCCAUGCAGUUGGUCCGGCAUUACAUGCAACCAAGCAGGAAGUGUUAUUUCAUUAGACCUGACUAACUCAGAUUUGAAAGGUACGCUCCAAGAAUUUUCAUUCCUGUCUCUCCCCAACCUUGCAUAUGUUUAUCUCAGCAGGAAUGAACUCUUUGGCACAAUUCCUAUUGAAAUUAGCGGCCUUUCCAAACUCAUAUAUCUUGACCUGUCCUUUUAUAAGUUAUCAGGGGAAAUCCCACCACAGAUUAGACUGCUAACCAAUCUUGAGGUCUUGCGCCUUGGUGAAAAUCGGUUAAAUGGUUCAAUUCCCCCGGAUAUAGGUCAUUUAAAGUCACUCGUUUACCUUUCUUUGCAUGCCAAUGAUCUCCAUAGCUGCAUUCCUAAUUCAUUAGGUAAUUUAAGCAACUUGGCUUAUUUGUACCUUCGUAAUAAUCAACUUUCUUGCUCCAUUCCUUCAGAAAUUGGAAACCUCUCCAAUUUAAUUGAUGUUGACAUGAAAAACAACAGUCUAACAGGUCCCAUUCCUUCUAGUAUUGGAAACCUAGAGCAACUGACAUGGUUGUAUAUAUAUCAAAAUCAAAUCUCUGGCUCCAUCCCUCCAGAAAUAGGGAAUUUGAAGUCUCUCAACUCUUUACGUCUUCAAACAAAUAAUCUUUCUGGCCCGAUUCCCUCAUCGUUAGGUGCUCUCAGCAACCUAACCUUCUUACAUCUAUUCAACAAUCAACUUUCUGGCACCAUCCCUAAAGAAUUAGGAAACUUGAAGUCUAUGACCAGUCUUCAACUAGGCAGUAAUCAUUUAAAUGGCACCGUUCCAGUUUCCUUGGGUAAUUUGAGUCACUUGGAACUUUUAUUCCUCCGCGAUAACCAACUUUCUGGUCCCAUUCCUCAAGAGAUAGGAAACUUGAUGAAGUUGGUUGUGCUGCAGCUCGAUACAAACCACUUCACUGGCUUAUUGCCACAAAACUUAUGUCAAAGUGGAUCUCUUAGAAACUUUACUGCAUACGACAAUCAUCUCAUAGGUCAAAUACCGAAAACCUUGAGAAACUGCGCGAGCUUAACUAGAGUCCGCAUUGAAAGAAACCAACUCUUUGGAAAUAUAUCUGAAGAUUUCGGUGCCUAUAGUAAACUGAAGUUCAUGGACCUAAGUUACAAUAAAUUUUACGGUGAAAUCUCACACAAUUGGAGCAGGUGCCCACAACUAACCGCCCUACGUAUUGCUGGGAACAAUAUUACUGGUGGCAUACCUCUUGUAAUUGGAGAUUCAAUUCAACUCCAAUUACUUGAUCUUUCUUUUAAUAAGUUAGUUGGGGAGCUUCCAAAAGAAUUUGGAAAGUUGACUUCCUUGUUGGAAUUGAUGUUGAAUGGAAAUCAACUUUCAGGGGAUAUACCUCUGGAGCUUGGGUUGUUAACAAAUCUUGAGUAUUUGGAUCUAUCCAAUAACAAAUUCACCAACCCAAUCCCUAAAAAUGUGGGGACCCUUUUGAAACUAAAUUACUUGAAUAUGAGCAACAACAAAUUAAGCCAAGGCAUUCCAGUUGAGUUGUGUAAUUUACCACAUUUGUCACAGCUGGAUUUAAGUUAUAACUUGCUCGAAAGAGAGAUACCUUCACAAAUCCACAAAUUGCAAAGUUUGGAGGUAUUGAAUGUCUCCCACAAUAAACUCUCUGGUUUCAUUCCGAUUGCGUUUGAAAAAAUGCGUGGGCUAUCAGAUGUUGACAUAUCCUUCAAUGAGUUGGAGGGUCCUCUUCCCAAUAGCAAAGCAUUUCAAAAUGCACCCAUAGAAGCAUUAAGACAUAAUAAGGGACUGUGUGGAAAUGUUACAGGAUUGCAACCCUGUGUGGUAGGAAAACAUAUUUCAAAAAAGGAACACAAAAUCAUUUUCCCUCUUCUAGGCGCACUUUCACUUGUAUUGCUAUUCCUCAUAAUUUUCAUUGUUUUACAAAGAAAAAGGAGAGAUCCACAGAAAAACCGAGUAAACGGAAUGGGCAGGGAAGAAGUGUUUACAAUAUCCUACUUUGAUGGAAGAAUGAUGUUCCAGGAAAUCAUAGACACAACCGAGGGAUUUGAUGCUAAGUUUUGCAUUGGGAAGGGAGGAAAUGGAAUUGUCUAUAAAGCCAAGCUAAAAUCAGGAGUCAUAGUUGCAGUGAAGAAACUUAGAUCCUUGUGUGAUGGUGAGAUUGCGCAGCAGAAAGAGUUCUUAAAUGAGAUAAGGGCAUUAACAGAAAUUCGGCAUCGAAAUAUUGUAAAAUUGCAUGGCUUUUGUUCUCAUUCACAAUUCUCAAUUUUGAUUUACGAGUACCUUGAAAGGGGUAGCUUGGCCGCAAUUUUGAGUGAUGAUGGAGGAGCUAAAGAAUUGGAUUGGAGCAAGAGAGUGAAUAUCAUCAAAGGGACAUAUCAAGCAAAAAUGUUUUGCUGGAUUUAG
Messenger RNA from Quercus lobata, 2652 nucleotides. RefSeq names its product MDIS1-interacting receptor like kinase 2-like. Gene Ontology annotation, biological process: protein phosphorylation. Bases 1 to 2652 code for a protein of 883 amino acids. NCBI's taxonomy places the organism in Eukaryota, Viridiplantae, Streptophyta, Magnoliopsida, Fagales, Fagaceae. The transcript has 2 exons. The record is from RefSeq and is a predicted model, not a curated record. Gene Ontology annotation, molecular function: protein kinase activity; protein binding; ATP binding.